Messenger RNA from Malassezia sympodialis ATCC 42132, 1821 nucleotides. RefSeq lists its product as uncharacterized. Gene Ontology annotation, biological process: chitin metabolic process; fungal-type cell wall organization; carbohydrate metabolic process. Gene Ontology annotation, cellular component: fungal-type cell wall. The record is from RefSeq and is a predicted model, not a curated record. NCBI's taxonomy places the organism in Eukaryota, Fungi, Basidiomycota, Malasseziomycetes, Malasseziales, Malasseziaceae. Gene Ontology annotation, molecular function: glycosyltransferase activity; hydrolase activity, hydrolyzing O-glycosyl compounds; chitin binding.
AUGCGCGUGGGAUGGCUCAGUGCCGUGCUCGGUGCAGCGCGCGUGCUCGCCGCGUCGUGCGGGCCGGGCCGCCCAUGCCCUGCGGAUGCGCCGUGCUGCUCGGCAGACGGCGAGUGUGGUGCAGGCGCCGCGCAGUGCACGAGUGGGUGCCAGCCGAUGCUGAGCCAGACGGCGACGGCGUGCGUGUCGAAUGCCGUGUGCGUGCCGAUGGACGCGGACAUCUCGCCCAGCGUGUACAAUGACGGGACUGUAUUUCGUCCGCUCCUGCAGUACAACGGCGAUGUAUCGGCGGCGCCGUUCGUGUUCGAGUCGGGCUACCUCGGCCAGGGCAGCGACGGCGUGCUCCUGGAGAUGAAUGCCGCGCACGCGUCGCGCGUCUCGACGUCCCACUACCUGCUGUAUGGCAACGUCACGGCGCGCCUGCGGCUCAAUGCGACGGCGGGCCUCGUCGCCUCGUUCGGCACGGCCUCGGACGUCGGCGACGCGAUCGCCUUUGCGAUGGGCGGAAAGAACGCAUCGCGCGUAGCGACGAACCUCGCGGCGCUGGGCCGCUCGCCCUCGGCGCUCGGCGUCGAUGCCAAGGUGCCCCGCUUCUCGCUCGGGAACUGGCACAACUACACGAUCGCGUGGACGCCGGACCGUAUCACCUGGUCGAUCGACCAAUCUACCGUGCGCACCGUGCGGCGCAGCGACGCCCCGUCGUACUUUCCUCGGACGCCGUCGCGCGUCGUCUUCACCCUGCGGGGCCUCACGCCCGGCUCGAGUAAGCGCGAGCGCCAGUGGGCCGGCGGCGUGCUCAACAUGUCCGAUGCGUCGUUCCGCGAGCGCGGCUACUACGCCCAGGAGCUCUCGCACCUCCAGGUGAAGUGCGCGGACCCUGCGCUCUCGAACGUGAGCGUGACGGGCGUGGGCAGCGACCCGAUCGCCUACUACUACACGGGGCAGAACAGCUCGGCGUCAGGGGGCCCUGCGUUCCAGCUCUCGCGCGACCAGAUCCGCCUGCUCCCUCGUCCCGCGGACAGCGGCAAGCCGGGCAUGCCUGGCUGGCCUGGCGCCUCACCCAAUGGGCCGCGGCCCAACAUGUACACGGGCGGCACCGGCCGCAGCGACCGUGCGCGCGCACCUAGCCCAUCCGGCUCGAACGGCGUCAAGAUAGGCGUGCCGCUGGGCAUCGGCCUGGCCGCUCUCGCCGGCGUACUGGCGAUCCUCACGUACUACUUCGUGCGGCGGCGCCAGCGGGCCAAGCGCCGUCCGCCGUCGUUCGUGGACCCGUUGGUGCCGGCGCCCGGCACCCAGCCACCUGACACAUACGAGUCGGCGUAUCCUCUCGCUGCGUACACGUCUGAGCUGCCCGUCUCGAUGCCCAAGGAGGACUCGCAUGAUCUCUCAUGGUCGAUGGACGGCGCCCAAGCCCAUGGCGAGCCAGGCAAGCCGUUCGCCUGGCACGAGAAUGGCUACGACGACCCAGACGCACACGCGGCCGAGGUGCUCAGCGAAGAUGCGUCGCUCGCGUCGGAGGCCCCUGCCCAUAUGCACUAUGCCGGCCACGACACCCCGCGCCUCUACGACGCACGGCUCACCGAGGCAGAGCACGAGCGCCUCGCCGCGCAGGACGCGUGGGGCGAGCGGCGCAUCGCCACCCCCGACGACGAUCCGCUGCCGUCGGACUCGUCGACCCUGGACAUGCCGUUCCGGGCGCGGCGCGGCGCGCACCGCGCUGCGUACUCGGAGGGCGGCGCGCUGGGCAAGUCCCCUACCCACACACCCACCCUCUCUGUGCACGGCGCCACGGGCUGGAAUCCGCGUGCGCGCUAUGAGUAG